AUGAGAGGGCGCCGUGCCAAUCUCCUCCUCCUGCUCCUCCUCCUCCUCCUCCUCAUACUACUCCUCCUCCUCCUCCUCCUCCUCCUCCUGCUCCUCCUCCUGCUCCUCUUCCUCCUGCUCCUGCUCCUCCUCCUCCCUCCUCCUCCUGCUCCUCCUCCUGCUCCUCUUCCUCCUGCUCCUGCUCCUCCUGCACCUCUUCAUCCUUCCUUCUUCCGUGUAAUGAGCUAUAAAAAACCUCGGAGUGAUUGCAUUAAAAUCAUUUCCUCAUAG
Hydatigera taeniaeformis is the source of this 270-nucleotide messenger RNA. Lineage: Eukaryota; Metazoa; Platyhelminthes; Cestoda; Cyclophyllidea; Taeniidae. The record is from the annotation of a GenBank genome assembly.